AAUCGAGCCAAUAAAUUAAAAAAAAAUUUGUAAUUUUUUUAUUGUUUUUCAAUUCAAUUUUUUGUGAUGCCUUUUUUUCUGUCGAAUUUAAUUCGCAGGAAAACCGCAGCAACAAAAAUUCAAAUAAAAAAAAACCAAAAUCAUCACAACAAGGAGAGGUACCCCCUCAUCACCACACCCUUCUAGAGAUCUAAAUCGGUUAUAUAUUUUGGACUCGGUAUAUCGGUUCGAGAUCGGUCCGGUACGGGCGGUAGAAAGUCGGAGCAGAACUUUAAACGGGCGCGUCGCUACCUUUUUUUGGAGGUUUUCGAAAAAAUAAGCAACUAAAGUUGGAAAAAGCUACUCAAAAUCCAGUAAAAAUGCGCAAAUUUCGAAUACAGUCCAAAACGGGUUUAUAAAAAAAAAUACAACAAAAAAACAACAACAAGCUGCGAAAAAGGAUCCUCCAAUGAUCAGCCAAGGAAAUCCACUCCAAUGGUUCAUCAACGCAAAUGUGCUACCUACCAUCAUGUGCGAGUGAAGAAGAAGAGAUCAACAAAUAAUUAAAUUUAAAUUUUAAAAAUUACAAAAAAAUAAAAAAACAAUCUUAAAAAAAAAAUAAAAGCAAAUAUUAGUAGUGUUGUAUAAUGUUUAAUGGGAAGGAGGGCGCCCAUUUAAAAUAAAAAAAAAUAAAAAUAAAAUAAAAUGCCGCCCCUCCCCCUUCCCAUGUGGCAAUGCUCCACCUAAAUCAAAGUAUAAGAAGAAGAAAAAGAUGAUGAAGAAAAAGUAGCAGAUUCUGCUGUGAAGUGUUCCGUUAUCGAAAAAUGGUACGCGACAGUAGCCGCAACAAUUGUUUUGGAAAAUUAACAGCCGAAACUCAUCAGCAGGAGCAGUCUAAUAAUAAUAUUAACAACAACAACAACAACAAUUAUAAACAACAAUAAUAAUAAUAAUCAGAUAUUGAAAAGGUGCGUAUCCUUGAAGCGACACUGCCUGCCUCAAGUCCUGGAUUAUUGAGGCAGCCAUUGAGUGACGAUGAUAGUGAUGUCUACAGAGGAACCACCGACAAACAGCUACGAAAGGAACUACUACGACCGCACCAACAGCCGCUUAGUCAGUCAAUAUCAGUCGAACGCCUCCAUACCCCACUCCCACGCCAACGCCCACGCCCACGCCCACGGCCACACAAAUUCCAACGCCGCCAGUCCAGGAUCCUCGGAGAGAUCACGCAAUAGAGAUCGCCUGUACAGGAAUGGUACUGCCAGUGGUCACAGCAGCAACAGCAUCAACAACAGCAGCAACACGACGACGACGACGACGACGACAGCAGCAGCGGCAACAGCAGCGUCAGCAGCAGCAGCAGCGGCAGCGGCAGCUGGAGCAGUAGGAGUAGGAGUAGGAGUUGGAGGAGCUGGAGCUGGAGCUGGCGGUGUAGGUAUAGGUGUAGUUGGUGGUGGUGGAGGAUUAGGAGGCGGUAUCAGUUUGGGAGCACCGCAAGCGCUUGGCGACCGGAGCAGCAGCCACAAUAUCCACCAAAAUCAACAGACAGCGCGGGUGGCACCACCACAGUCAUGGUACGAAGCCGCCGCUGCUGCAACGACGGCCCAAUUGAAAAGUCCUGGUGGCAGUGGCAAUGCCGGCGCCUCAGCAGCCGGUGGCUUCCCAAUGAGCAGCUCACCGAUCAAUCAGCAUCAUCCACACCAUCCGCCUCCACAUUCGCAACAGCAUCCGCAUCAGCAGCCACCUCCGCAUCUACAGAAUCCUCAACACCACCCGCAUUACAGCAGCAACAGCAGCAGUCCAAGCGGAGGUGUUGGAGGAGGAGGAGGCACCUGCUCAUCACCCGCCCAAUCCCAAUCCGUACACCGGAGCGUCGCUUAUGCGGGCAGUGCUCCUGCGGAUGAUUCGCUGGCCAACGCCACCGCCGCCGCGCGCAAGAUCCUCCUGCACAACAGUAAACACAAUAAGCUGUUAAAAGGGGCAGCAGGUACGGGCACGGGCACGGCCACUGGAACGGGAACGAGUAGUGGAGGAGCACGUUCUGGUUCGGAAUCGCCAGUUGGAGCGAGCAACGUUCCAAUGACGACGACAAGUACAAUCACAAACAAUAGUUUUAGUAGUAAUAGUUUAAAUAAUACAAUAACCACGGCAUCUCCAACCAUGCCCACGAUAGCAUCUGGAGGUAGUGGAGCGGCCGGAGCAGGAUCAGCAGCUGGUACUGGAGCAGGAGCGGGAGCAGCGCCAGGAAGCGGCAGUGGUGACAUUCUAAAUGUGGCCGCUACGUUGGCGGCCGCCGCGGACGGUAAUGGUAUGCCCACGCAUCCGGUCCGGACGCGACACCACCUGCACGGACGCAGCACCACCUCAUCCAGUCGCUCGCAUUCGCGAUCACCGAGCAGCUACAGCAGCUCGCACAGCUCCUCGUCGGCCUCCUCGCACUCCUCGUCCCACUCGCACGCGUCCAGUCCCGUCCAGUCUACGGGCAAUUGUGCGAUGGCGACGACAUCGUCGGAUGGUCGAAGCGGUCGCAACCUUCAGUCAGUGGCCGUAACCAGCAACUCUUCAAAUCCCAGUGGCAAUGCUGGUGUCGCCAGCACUGCAGUCAGUGGCGGAGGCUGCGGCUCGAGCUCAUCCUCCUCGAGCAGCUCCAGCUCGAGCAUAUCCUGCCUGACAGCCAAUCCUGUGGUGCAUUCCGAGGACAACCGGCCACUGGCGAUACGUGUCCGCAACCUGCCCGCCCGUUCCUCAGACACAUCCCUCAAGGAUGGUCUCUUCCAUGAGUACAAAAAGCACGGCAAGGUCACGUGGGUGAAGGUUGUUGGCCAGAAUUCGGAGCGCUAUGCCCUGGUCUGUUUCAAGAAGCCGGACGAUGUGGAGAAGGCGUUGGAGGUGUCGCACGACAAGCACUUCUUUGGCUGCAAAAUCGAGGUGGAACCCUACCAGGGCUACGACGUGGAAGACAACGAGUUCCGGCCGUACGAAGCGGAACUGGACGAGUACCAUCCGAAGUCGACACGGACCCUGUUCAUUGGGAACCUGGAGAAGGACAUCACCGCCGGCGAGCUGCGCGGCCACUUCGAGGGCUUCGGCGAGAUCAUCGAGAUCGACAUCAAGAAGCAGGGCCUCAACGCGUACGCCUUCUGUCAGUAUUCGGACAUUGUCUCCGUGGUGAAGGCAAUGCGCAAAAUGGAUGGCGAGCACCUGGGCAGCAACCGGAUCAAGCUCGGCUUCGGCAAGUCCAUGCCCACCAACUGUGUCUGGAUCGAUGGUGUUGGCGAGAAGGUCUCCGAGUCGUUCCUGCAGUCCCAGUUCACGCGCUUCGGCACCGUCACCAAGGUCAGCAUUGAUCGGAACCGGCAGCUGGCACUGGUCCUCUAUGACCAGGUGCAGAAUGCCCAGGCCGCGGUCAAGGAUAUGCGUGGCACGAUUAUGCGCGGCCGGAAAUUGCAGGUGGACUUUGCGUCCCGGGAGUGCCAGGACGCUUUCUACGACAAGCAGGAAAAGCAGGCGCAGCAGCAGCAGCAGCAAACACAGAGUGCUGGUUCCUCUUCGCGCUUCAAUCGCUACGAUCCAACCGCCUCGACGUCGCAGUCCCGCUCGCGGGCCUCUUCGUUCAGCCGGCACCAGAACAACUCCAACGAUGGUAGCUCGCCCAGCAACACGCCCGGCAGUGCAGUUGCCAGUGCCGCCAGUGGAGCCAACAGCUCCAGCAGCAGUUCAACCAACCAAAGCACCAUCGGAAGCGGGGGUAGCACCGCCAGUAGCAGCACCAGCUCGUCCAGUAGUGCCAUGCCAGCGCCAACGGUCGGAGCUACUGCAGUGCCGGGAACAGCCCUGCCACCGAUGGGUGGAUCGUCGUCCGCCAGUUCCAUGGCCAUGUCGCAGGCAGCCUUGGCGCAACGGAUGCGAAUGGCGAGAAGCACCCGGCACACCGUCGACUUUGACUUCAACGAUGCCAGCGGAUCUGGAGGAGUUCGGGCCCGGAACUUUCGCAGCUUCGAGGAUCAGAACAACAGCAGCGGUGGACCAGAUGAGGAGGCGCGCUCCGAUUCUCCAGUAGUGUCCCGCCUGGGAGAUCCCCUCGAGGUGGCGAUGGCCAAUAGUCAGGCUGGUGCAGGAGCCUCUGGAAGCAGCAGUCGAAGGCGUUGCGAACAACUCGAGGAAUGCCCGUCCAGUGGUGAUGAGGGCGUGGUCAGUCCGCGGAAGCGCAUCAAAAUGGAUUACCACCAUCACCACCAUCAUUCCAAUGCCAGCGGGCUGGAGUCCACUGGCGACCACAGCAGCAGCAGCAUCAAGCCCAGCCCCAUUUCCCUGUCCAACUGUGAUGUGAUACACGAUCCCCUGAACCGCAAGAGCGAGAUUCGUCGGGUGUCCGAAACUGGCGGAGGCUCCACAGCCGGCAUCAAGUUCCCUGGCCACCAGUCUUCGGGUCCGACAUCCAUGAUGCUCAGCUGCCGGCGCCCGUCCAUCGACGUGGGAGCCCUGACGGCGCUCUCCAAUUCCUCGGCCUUUCGGCACGGUAUUGUGGGCGCCAGCAGCAUGGACCAGCAGCACCUGAUGAACGCCUCACUGGCGGCGAAGCGCCGACGUGUCACCACAACCAUGCAGCCAUCGGGAUCGAUCUCCAGCUGCAGUACCUCGAACGUGGGAGGAGCGUCGGGCUCGUCGUCGGGCCUGAGCGGUAUCAGUAGUCUGCCGACGGAUGAUUACCAUCACCAUGCCUCGAGGGGCAGGGGCCACCAGCUACAUUCCCAUCACUCGCACGAGGCCAGUGGCGGCGAGAGUGCGGACGGAUCCCGGCCAGGUACGCCGCUUUGCGAUGAGCGGCCCGAGGUGCUGCCGACGGAGCCGCGCCGCCUGCCGCCGCCCCGAGAGAGGGCGCGCGAGCGGAUUCGCGAAGUGAUGUGGCUGCCGCUACCCAAGUUCGGGGUGCUCUUCUUCCAGCAACAGCAGCAGCAGCUACAGCAGCAACAGUCCCGGCUGGGAUUAUCCUCGACGGGAGUCUCGGGCUCCGGCUCGUCAUCGGUGGGUGCGUCAUCCGCCUCCUGCUCCCUCAGCAACUCUAGUCUAAACGUGGGCUCGGGAUCGGCUUUCCUGCCCAGCCCAUCGUCGCGCUACUGGCGAUCCUCGUCGUCCUCAUCGCACCACCACCAGCAUCAUCACCAGCACCACCACCACCACGGCAACCAGCAGCAGUCGCAGCAACAGCCCCAGCAGCCGGGCUCUCAGGGAGGUACCUCCUCUAACUCCGGCCUGAUGGCCAGUCCGGCGCGACCCCGCUCCCUGAGUUCCAAUUCCAGCGACUCGGAUGUUCCGGGUCACAAUACGGGAGGCAGUCCGUCGUUGGACGAGCGGCUGCGCAACUUCGAGGAGAACUACGAACGGUGGUCGGGUGGCAGCAGUCGCGAGCACGGCUCAUCGUCGGGACACACUCCCUCGAGUGCCACACCGUCGUGGCAGCUGUCCAUGCACAUGAACCUGGGCACCAGCAGCCUCAACUCCCACCAACCCAGCUCCGGCUCCGGCAACAGCAACAGUUCCAGCGGCACCACCUCCAGCACGACGAGCAAUUCCCGGCACAAGUUCCUCGACAUCGAUGAGCUCCAGCCAUCGGACAUUGUGAAGUCGGUGCUGGCCAAGAAGAGCAUCUUCGACGAUGACUACCAGCGCCUGAAGAAGAACCAGUUGUUCGAUCCGGCCAGCUCGGACUUUGCCCUGGGAUCGAGUUCCUCUACCCUGAUUGGUUCGACCUUGGGUGGUGCCGGUGCGUCCCGACAUCCCAGCGGAAAUACCUCACCGGCCCUGCCCAAUCUGGCGGCCACCAAAACGACGCCCAUCAUCGGCAACUGCAGCGGGGCGAGCAGCAAGACGGGAGGCCUGCUCCAGCGACUGAGCAGCCUCUCACCGAUGAACUCUCCCCAGGCGUCGAUGUCGCCCUACAACAGUCCUUCGCCGUCGCCCUCGGUGGGCGGAAGCGUUAAUCUCGGCCAGCUGAACAAGCCCUCGGCACCGGGAGGACUCGGUGGAGCAGUGACAGCGUGCAGUGCACCGUCGUCCUCGCCCUCGGGCCCCACCAAAGGCCUGCAGUAUCCGUUUCCCAGCCACCCGCCAUUGCCCAACACGGCAGCACCACCACCGGCAGUGCAGCCGGCGCCACCACCGCCUCCGGAAAUGGCCAAGCAUCCACGAUCCGGGCACUCCAGUGGCCGCCGGUGGGGUUCUCUCACAAAGAGCCUGAGCGUGCCCGAUGCCAAUCCUCAGCAGCAGUCCCCGGCUCGGGCGCAACUCCAGAAGUCGGCGUCAGUGCCUGGGAGCACCAAUGUGGGCACCACCACCAGCAGCAGCGCGUCCUCCAGUGGCCCAGCAGCUGCAUCCAUAUCGUCCAGCGGUACUAGUUCCUCUAACAUCCAUGUACAAAAGCCAAAUCCCAGCAGCGAGGAAGAUCAGCACCAGCAGAAGAAGAGUGCGUCCUCAUCGGCCACUGCAUCCGCCUCCCAGUCGCAGUCGCAGUCCUCCAGUUCCAAGAAGAGUCAGGACAAGUCCAGCCACAAGCACAACAACCGGUCGGAGGGCGAGAAGAAGACCAAGAAGUCCGAGAAGAGUUCCUCCUCCUCCGACAAGCGCAAGAACUCGGCCACGUCGCAGUCCUCCAAGUCGGCCACUCCGCGCAUCGAAGACGACUCCAGCGACUCCGAGGAGCCGGCGGAGAAGUCCGAGAAGGAGCAGCGGCAGGAGCGCGAGAAGAAGGAGCGCCUGGAGCGAGAGAAGCGGGAGAAGGAGCUCCGAAAGCAGCAGGAACGGGAGGAGAAGGAGCGCAAAGCUCUGCAGGAGGAGAAGGAGAAGGAGGAACGCAAGGCCAAAGAAGAGCGCGAGAGGGAAAAGGAGCGAAAAGUCCAGGAGGAGAAGGAACAAAAAGAGAAGGAGGAGCGCGAGCAGCGGGAGAAGGAGCUGCGCGAGAAGGAGCUACGGGAGAAGGAGCUGCGGGAGAAAGAGCAGCGCGAGAAGGAACUCCUCCGAGCGAAAGAGCAACGGGAGAAGGAACUCCACGAGAAGGAGCAGCGGGAAAAGGAGCUCCUCCGUGAGAAGGAGCAGCGGGAGCGAGAGCAGCAGGAAGCCCGCAUGGCCAGAAUGCGAGAGCUCUCCACCUACCACAAGAGCAAGUCGGAGGCCAGCUCCGAGGCCAGCAGCUUUUAUGCCCACAACAACAAUCCCUCCCAGCAACAGUCCUCUGGCGCCUCCUCUGUGGAUGGCCAGCACAACAAGGAGAACUCCGUGGAUGCGGUGGCUCCUCCAGCAGCGGCCAGUACUCCCACAACAGCCGAGAACUCCUCCAAAGACCGGUCCCGGAAGUCAUCGCGGAACUCGCCAGUGCGGAUGCACAAGCGACGCCUCAGCUCGCAGGACAGCAACCAUAGUGGUGGUGCUGGUGGCGGUUCGUCCAGCCAGCAGAACCACCAUGACGACUAUGUGAAGCGCAUCCGGAUGGAGAAUUCGCAGCAGAACGCAGCAACCCAGAACAGCAACCAGCGACUGAACGACCGGCGGGACUCCAAGGAGCACAAGGAGCACAAGACCAGCAGCUCGUCCAAGGAUGAGAAGAACAACUGCUCGUCCAACUCCAAGUCCUCCUCCUCCAAGCAUCACCGCCGCGAAAAGCACCACCAGAAGAGCAGCUCAUCCCUGGAGACGGUGCCCUCGAUGGAAGUGGUGGCUUCUCUGGAUCCCAAGCAGCAACUGAACACCAGCGAAGAGGAGCAGCCGUCCCAGCCGAAACGGGAGAAGGAUAGAGAGCACUCCAGUGGCCAUCAUGGCCAUGGAAGCAGCUCGAGGCACAAGAGCAAGCGUGAGCACCAUCACCACCGCGAAAAGAAACGCCAUUCGGUGGCCGAGUCCACGAAUACGGACGAGGAGCAUCCACCGCACCGCAGAAUUUCGGCGGCGGGCAGUGGCUCGGCGGGAGAGCUCAGCUCAGCGGCCACGAACACGUCCAGCGGGAAACCACAUCACCACCACCACCGGCGCAGUCUGGAGCGCAAGUCGUCCCGGGGAUCGGAUGAAGGCCACCACUCUUCCAAGUCCUCGCGCAUCAAGCUCAUGAUGCUGAGCUCAGCGGACUCCGACGAUACGGACGAUGCCUCCAAGAAGCACUCGAUCUUCGACAUACCCGAUGACUGUCCCAACGUGUCCAUGUACGACAAGGUGAAGGCCAGGAGCUGCAAGAACAUGCAGCGCCAGGCGGAGGAGAAGAAGAUCAAGGCCAAGUUCUCGCAGCUGAAGCAGUCCCGGGCCAAGAAGAAGCGCUCCACCAGCUACGACGGCGACUCUGACACCGAGUUCGAGGACCGUCAUCAUCGGAACAGUGGCAGCAGCAGCUUCCAUGGCCGUUAUCCUGGUCUCUCCAGCAGCGACGACGAGGACGAGGAGGGCGAGGGUCGCAUGCAGCGGCGCAUCUUCUCCGACUCGGAGGUGGAGCAGGGAGAUCCCGAGCAGGGUGAGUCCAUGUCGGAUGCCAACCGAGCCAUCCAAAUGCAGAACCUGCGGCGACUGUGCGACGGUGACGACACGUCCGAGGACGAGAUCCGGCGCACUGUCCUGAAGCACAACUUUAUGGGCAAGCGGAACUCGCACUCCACCCGGAUAGCUUCCGACUCGGAGUCGCAGUCCCAGCCACCGCCGGAAGUGGUCAUCAAACAGGAGCCCGCUCCCACGCCGACACCGAUACCCACCCCGGAGCAGCUCAUCAAACAGGAGCAGCUGUCGGACAACGAGCAGAAGUUCAAGUCCCGCCACGACUCCAACUCAUCCAUGGAGGAGCGGAAGGUGAAGGCGGAGCGGGAGAUCAAGAAGGAGUAUGGAGACUUCUACAAUUCCUCCAGCUAUACCUACUCCGACUCGGGCAAGCUGAAGGAGUACUCCCCGGAGACGCGCAAGAAGCACAAGAAGAGCAAGAAGCGCUUGAAGUCCUCGUCCACGGUGGAGUCCUCGGCUCCUCCCACGCCUCUGGUGGUGACGCCCUCAACACCCUCGAUCUUUGACGUCCACACCCCCAAUACGAACACCCCAACAUCCUCGAAUGCCGGCGACUGCAAGGUGCGAUUCGAUUCCUUCGAUGACCUGAAAACGGAGAACCCUUCUCUGGCCAUGGACAUCUCGGCCAGCGAGCGGCGCAAGCACAAGGAGCGCAAGGAGAAGAAGCGCGAGAAGCUGAGGAAUCUCACCGAGGCCAACAGUGCCACCACAGCGAUUGGCGGCAACUCCACCGCCAACUCCGCCACACCCAUUGAUGUGACAUCCGAGAAGCUCUCCAAGGAGGAGCGCCACCGGCUGAAGAAGUCGAAGAAGUCCAAGAGCCUGGACACCUCCUCCGGCGCCAGGUUGUACAACUCCAGCGCGGGAGCCAUGCCGACGGCGUCUCCCAUGCCCGCCACACCCACCUCGGCACCACCGAUUCCACCCCAGCAGUCGAAGCGGGGCGAGGACAAGAUGGAGUACAUCUUCGGCAUCAUUUCGGACGAGGAGGAGUCCCAGUUCCCGGAUGAGCAGAGCGACAAUCACAAGGAGAUCUCGGCCAGCUGCGUGUCCAUUGCGGGACCCACUGUGUCGGCUGCCCUGCAGACCUACAAGCAGGAGCCCAUGACGCCCAGCAAGCAAGAGGUGGCUCUGCCAGUCCCGGACGAGCUGCAGCAACAGCAGCACCCGGUGGACAAGAGCCGGCAGGCGGGUGGCAGCAGCUCAUCGUCGCACGCCGAGCGGGAGCGCCACCGCAAGGAGAAGCGCGAGAAGAAGCGGCGCGAGAAAUCCCAGCGAGAACAGCAGCAGCAGCUCCAGCAACAGCAGCAGCUCUCCUCGAAGAUGGAGUCCAAGAUGGAGGACGACAACAGCGUGGACAUGGACGAGGCGGGCAGGGCGCUGGAGGCGCAGCUAAUGAUCGACUUUGACAAGCCGAUGCCCGAGGAGGCCACUCCAUCGACUGCCACCACCUACCGCUCGGACAUGGCGGACGUGUUCCGCUUCUCCGACAACGAGGACAACAACUCCGUGGAGAUCAUACCCAAGGGAUCGGGCAAAUCCGAGCAGCAGGAGCAGCACAAGAGCCGCGACAAGAAGAAGAAGAAGAAGCGGUCCAAGGAGGAGAAGCAACAGCAUCGCCGCGAGUCGCAGCCUCCAGUAGUGGCCUGCAACUCAUCCGCCGCUCCACCCACUCCCGGCAAGCUGACCGUCAACGUCCAAGCAGCCAGCAAGCACGCGGAGGAGCAGAUGAUGGAGACCACCACCAAGCAGCGUCCCUCGUCGCCUCCGAUGUGCAAGCCAUCGCCCAGCCUGCCCUGCCUGAUAGGGGACGAUGAUGAGGAUGUCCUGGUGCCGGCUCCUAAGGUCCCGGCUCCCAAGACGCCCGUCACGCCCACGAAUAGAGCCUCCAACGAUAGCCUGGUGACGCCGUCGCGUGAGAAGCCGCGCCUCAUCAGUCCGAUACCCAAGACGCCCACCAUCACGGCCAACAACAGCUCCAUGCUGUCCACCCAGUCGGCGGAGACGCCCGUCAGCAGUGGCGCCGGCGUGGGUGCCUCGUCGGCUCUGGCCACCACGCCCACAUCCUCGACAGCAGCGGCAGCGGCCAGCGAGUCGGCCGGAGUGGAAACCUCAUCCCCCACCGGCCAGAACAAGAAGAAGGACAACUUCAUUCCCGGGUUCGACGGCCAGCUGGAUGACAGGAUUAGCGAGUCUGCUGUCCAGUCCAUCUCGGCGGAGUUCAACUCCAGCACCUUGCUGGACCCGUUGGCGGACGAGCCCAAGAUCCCAGUGGCCUCGCCACCGGGAGCCGUCAAGCCCCCGGAGAAGAUGGAAGACACCAAGUCGCGGGUGACGAUCUCGCAGGAGGAGACCGAGAGCGCCGUGUCCGCCCUGCUGGGCGAGAGCUUCGGCACCUCCUCCACGGCGGACUACUCCCUCGACGGCAUGGAUGAGAUGAACUCGGUGAGUGAGGUGGAUACACCGGCGCCUCCUCUGGUCCUCGCCGAGCCGGACGAGGAAGCUGCUCUGGCAGCCAAGGCGAUCGAGGGUGCUGUGGAACCGGUGCCCAUACUGGAGGAGAUCGAACCAGAACCGGAGCCAGAGGCAGCGCCCGAGCCGGAGCCAGAGCCGGAGAACGAGCCCGAACCGGAGCCCGAGCAGCCCGCCGGAGUACUGGAUCCCGACGAGCUGAACAAGGCGGUGCAGAGCUUGCGGCACGAGGACAUGAUGGACAUCAAGGCGGACACGCCGCAGUCGGAGAGCGGUCUGCAGAUCGACACCGACACGGAGGAGAACCCCGACGAGGCGGACAGCAGUGGCCCCAGCCUGAAGAUCGACGAAACGGCCCAGAGCACCUCCUCGCCGGAGAAGUCCAUGGACACGAACACGAGCAGUUCAUCCGCACCAGUCAAGGUGGAGCCUCUGAAGCCCAGCCAGGAGAGUGCCAAGCCGCAGCCCUCGGUGAUCACCAAGCUGCCGUCCCUGGAGCCGCAGAAGCCAGUGGCCAGUGCGGUGCCCUCGCCGGCGAAGAUAGAACCGCCGACCAUCAGCAAGCUGCUGCAGCCUCUGGUCCAACCGGUCCAGACUGUGCUGCCGGCUCCCACUCCUGCCACCCAUGCCACGCCCGUCAUCAAUCUGGACCUGUCCAAUGUGAUGGGCAACUGCUCCAGCUCCAGCUCUGGGUCUGGAAGCAGCAGCUCCUGCACAGCCUCGCCAGCAGCGUCCGCUUCCAUGUCCUUCGGCAGUCCCACCACUCCCGGCCAGAACAUCAUGCCGCAGGCUUCCACACCGAAGCAGGCACCUCCUCCAGGGCCGCAGCAGCCACUCCGGACGCAGUCGCUCAUCAUGCAGCCACCAACUAUAUCGAUUCCCGACAACACACCCCACUUUGCGGUGCCGCAGAUGGUACUGUCACCGCACCAACAGCCCAUCCCAGGAUCCUAUGUCCUGGGCAUGCGAGCUCCGUCGCCGCACAGUCCUCUGCUGUCGCCAGGACGUGGUGGAGCGCCCAGUCGCCUGGUGGGUCCACUGAGUCCCGCCGGCAAGCAGCCAGUGGUUAACCAGCAGCCACAGCAGCACGCCCUGAUGACCAGCCCGCAGGGCAGCAACAUGAGUCCACUGGCCAGUCCAACGGCUCGGGUGGUGGCCACCAACAGCUCGCCCACCACCAGCAAGCCGAACAGCUACCAGCCAAGGAGCCAGCAGCCCCAACAGCCCUCGCCCAAGUCGGUGAUUGAGUUGCAGACGUCGCCGCAACUGAUCCCUGUGCCGCUGCAGAAGAUGCCGCCCAUGGCAGUGCCCCACCACCCGACCAUCAUCAGCAAGGUGGUGACGGUGCAGCCGCAGCAGGCGACCCAGUCGCAGGUGGCAAGCUCACCGCCUCUGGGCAGCCUGCCGCCGCACAAGAACCUCCAUGUCAGCGGCCAGCAGCAGCAGCAACACCACCAGGCCCAGCAACAGCAGCAGCAGCAGCACUCGCCCCAGAUGAUGGCCAAGAUGGCGGCACACCAGCAGCACGUCCAGCACCUGAUGCACCAGCAGAUCAUGCAACAGCAAAAGUACCAGCAGAUCCAACAGCAGCAGCAGCAGCAGCGCAUGCAUGGCCAGCCCCAGCCACUGACUCCUGUCCAGCAACAUCAGUUGCAGCAGCAGCAGACCCAGGCCCAGCAGCAGUUGAACCAACAGCACCAGGCCCAACAGCAGCAGCUCAGCCAGCAGCACCAGGCCCAGCAGCAGCAGCUCAACCAGCAGCACCAGGCCCAGCAGCAGCAUCUCAACCAGCAGCAGCAGUUGCAUAUCCAGAAGUUGCAGCAGCAGCAGAUCCAUGUGCCACAGCAGCAGCAACAGCAGCAGCAGCAAUCGUCGCCCCAGGGAGGUCCCCAUCUGGUGCCACAAACUCCUAUGUUUGCCCAACAACCUCCUCAGCAGCAGCAUCUUGGCCCGCAUGCUCCACCCAGAGGUGGACCGCCACAACAGCAGCCGCAACAGUUGCCUCAUAGUCCACCUACCAAGCCGAACCCACUGCCAGGACAGCCUACAGCAAUCCUGUCGAGGGUUGGACCCCAGCAGUCGUUGCAGCCGCCACCACAGCACUCGCCGCAGCAGCAACAAGCCUCUCCUGGCGCUAGCCUGCCACAUCCGACGCCACUCAACGUCAUCCAGAGUGCUCCAAAGCUGAUUGUCCAGCAGCACAUUGUGCCGCCACCGAGCCAGGUGACUGGCCCGCCACCACCACCAGCAGCCGGACACACCACUACCACCAACGCCAUUCACUAUCCGCCGAACCAGGCCAACGAGAAGCCAGCUCCGCCGGGCCAUGGGGAGUCAGCAGCAAUGCUGGCCACUUUGAAGACCUCCGAGAGUGUCUCGGUCAUACGCACCCCCACCCCCACCACCAGCUCGGCAGUCAUCUCGCCCAAGGCCGGGCCAGGAGCUGCGUCCUUGCUGACGGAGGAGAAUCUCAUCAAGAUCUCGCAGCCGAAGCAGGAUGAGCUCAUCGAGCAGGACUCCAAGGAGGUGGACAGCGACUACUGGUCCGCCAAGGAGGUGAACAUCGACAGUGUGAUCAAGAAGCUCGAGCCUCCGGCCGCUGGCAAGGAUGUGGCUCCAGCAGCACCACCAGCACAGCCAGUUCCGGUCGCCAAUCCAGCAUUGGUGGAUAUGGCCAACCAGGAGAAGACCCUCCUGGCGAAUGUGAACAGCUCCAAUGACCACGACACCGAGGAUGAAACGGAAACGCGACAGCUGCCGCCGGUGAAGCUGUCCACGCCGACAGUGGGCAGGCCACCGGGACGAGGAGGAGCAACCAAGCGCGGACGACAACCUCGAGGCGUCAAGAAGCAAGGAGGCAUUCCGCUAACGACACCAUCGCUGGCUGCCCCUGGGGCAGAUGCUGCUCUGGGCCUGCAGCCAGGAGACAACGGAGUCCAGACCCGACUGCGAAAGCCGGUCACUGCUCCCGUCACCCGCGGCCGGAAGGGUCGUCCGCCAAGGAAUCUCCUCCUACAGCAACAGCAGAUCCAACAGCAACAGCUGGCAGCAGCCGCAGCAGCAGCGGCGGCUACCCCACCAGUUGCCACACCACCUGUGGCCACUCCCAACCCGAAUCCCACUGUUGUGCUGACGGCUGCCGAGAAGAAGGCCAUCAACCAGGUCAUCACGCAAGUACAGGAGCAGAUGAGCGGCAGCAGCAGCAGCCAGGACAUCUACGAGUUCCACGAGGAUGCGGGCGAUGAGCCCGGAAAGGGCAAGGCAGCGGCCUCCAGCGCCAUGGCGCCUGGCGAGGACCAGCGCCCGCGGCUCAUACUGACCAUCAACAAGACCCAGCCCUCGAUCAAGAACAGCGCCACCGAUCCCGAGCAGGCUGGCAGUGACGUGUCCCAGUCGGCGGAUCCUUCGGGCGACAGUUCAGAGCUGGGCAACACCCGCAAGUCGCGACGCCUGCAGGAGAAGGAGGAUCGCAGCACCGUGGAUGACAUCAUCGAGGAUGUGGUCCGGAACACCAACACCCCGACCGGCAAUGCCCAGCAGCUUCCCAAGGGCGCCCAGACGCCGCCGCGACGCUCCGGCAGGAAUGCCCAGGCCAAGAAGGUCGAUGUGGUCCAGCCACCGAACUCUGUGGGCCGCCCCAGGCGGUUCAAGGACAGGAAGACCAUCACCGAUAUGCCGUCUAUGAUGGAGGAGCCACCAGUGGCUGGCAAUCCCACACCUCCGGCUGCUCCAGCGGCUCCUGUGCAUCUGCCACCAACGCCCGAGCCAGUGCAGCAGCAACAGCCGCCAGCACACAUGCCGCGGCUGGACAGCAAGGAGGUGGAGACUCCGACUCCGGUGUCGGUGCCCGUCUCUGCGGCACCCGUGCCGGUGUCGGUACCGGUUCCAGUGCCCGUUUCCCUGCCCAUGCCAGUUCCAAAGCCAACCAUGCCUCAGCAUCCCAAGAAGAAGGCCAUUGCCGCGGCAGAGAUCGAAUCCUACCAGGCCAUAAACUCGUCCAUACCCAGCGGCGGCCUGCCGAUGCACCAGACAGCAGCGCCGGCCACCCAGAAGAUCACGGGCGGAGCAGCCGAUGCGGUGAGCAAGGCUCUGGUGGAUCCAGUCACGGGCGUCAUCACAGCCGGCAUGCCGCAGGGCAAGGAGGGCAACCUGCCGGCAGCUACGGCCGCUGCCUCGGCCAACAGCAGCAGUGACAUGGGACCUCUGGGCCCGGCCAACAACUUCCAGCAGCAGCAACAGCAGCACCUCCACCAGCAGCAGCAGCAGCAGCCCCACCUGCCGUUGCAGCAUCCCCAACAGAACCAGCCAGGUCUGCAGCAGAUCAGUGCCACAGUCAUUGCCCCGGCCACCACUCCGAUCACUUCCCUGGGCAAGCCCGUCCAACUGGAGCUGAACAAGCCAGUGAGCGUGCUGGUGAAGGGCAAUCCCAACCCGAUGGUGAUCCAGCAGCAGCAGCCGCCACAGCAAAUGGUGGUGCCGCCGAAGCAGCCGAUUGUGAUCCAACAGAGUCCGCUGCCGACGGUGUUGCAACAUGCCCAGCACACUAAUGUGCGGCCACCGCAGCCCCUCAAGGCCCAUGUCCUGAACCGGGAGAAGAAUCUCCAGCAGCAGCAACAACAGCAGCAACAGAUGACACCCACGAAACAGCCAGGAGCUAACCAACAACCGCUUCCGGGCCACAUGCUGCUGACGGAUGCCGCCGGCAAUCAGCAACUACUGCAGCCCAACCAGAUGAUAGCUCGCCAUCUGCAGCAGCAACAGCAGCAGCACUUGAUGGUGAACGUGCCCCCGCCGACGGCCCACUCGCCGCACUCCCCCAGGAUAGCCGGCCAGGGAGCUGGAGUCGCUGGAAACCCACAGCAACCGCAGCCGCAGACGCUGGUGAUCAAGCAGGCCACUUCGGCCGCCCCGCAGCAGAUCCUGCAUGUGGUCAGCUCGAAGGCCUCGGUGGCAGCCACACCGCCGCCCACAUCCUCGGCGGGAGCUCAUCUGCAAAUGGCCAAGCCCAACUUUGGCUAUGCGCCACCCACCUCCACGGCAGCCGUGGUGCAGCAACAGCAGCUCUACAAGCCGCCCAACCAGCAACAGAAGGGUGCUCCGGUCCAGAUACCUCCCCACGGGAUGAUACUGCCCACGCAUCCGGCCCUGUUGCUGCAGCAGAAGCCUCCAGCCCAUCUGCAGCCGCAGCAGCACCAGCUUACGCCAUCGCCACCGCCGGGAAAACCCAAUCCUGUGGUUCACAGCCUGCAGGCUGGCCAAAUCCUGCCCGUAAAUGUGGGUAGCCCGCCGCCGGUCUCCGCUGCCGUCUUGAAAUCGGCUCAGCAGCAGGUGAACUCGGCAGCAGCAGCAGCCGGUAAGUUGACUAUGAUGAGCUAUAGUCCACAAACGGAUCUAAUCAAUGACCAUUUCCUUGCAGUCUUGCGCACGGCCAUCCCGAACAUCAGUCCGCAAGGUCAGCCCAGGGUGUCGCCGCUGGUUAUGCCUCCGGUGAUGACCGGAGUGCCUGCCUUUGAUGCCAGUUUGCAUGACCUGGGCGCCUAUGUCAGUGGACGGCGCACCCAGAGUCCGCCUCCGGCCCAUCAGCAGGCAUCGCCCAUAACACCGAACGAUUCCACGUACCGAGGAGUGCCUCCGCCCAGGGAGUUUAUGAUCUACCAGCAUCACCUGAUGCGUGGCGGCGACUACGAUGACAAAAGCAGUCCGCCAUUGGAACUCAGGCGACCUGGCAGCGGGCCACCCAGGACCAUUGCAGUGCCGCAUAGUCUGCAGAGUCCACAAGAUCGCACAGCAGCGGAUUCCCCGCAAAUGGCUCAGGUUUAUGUCCACAAUGCUCGCAUUCCUCCGGCUCACUUCAGCGACAUGGCCACGCGGGCCACGGGCUACUAUGAUGGUGGCGGCAUACAGCUGGAACCACCGCCAGCCCAUCGACCAGCUGCCUCCAUCAGUGUGGUGGUGCCCCCACCAAUGCCCGCCGUUUCCACCAGUCCGUUCAUCGGUCGCGAUGGGGUGUUGCAUCCUUCCAAGCCGAUAGAGAUGCAGCUGGAUGAGCGUGAGAUGGAGCGCAUGUCCAUGAUUGCAGCAGCUGUUAAACAGCAGCAGGAGCAUCUGCCACCGGGCCUGCACGCCGGCCUGGAGAUCUCUGCCCAACAGGCACCGCCGGCCAUCCCCCCACCAGCUGGUGAUUCUCUAAUUACCCUGCUGCAGCGUUACCCUGUAAUGUGGCAGGGUCUGUUGGCCCUGAAGACCGAUCAGGCUGCCGUCCAGAUGCACUUCGUCCAUGGCAAUCCGAAUGUGGCGCGAGCUUCGCUGCCCAGCUUGGCGGAUACGAGCACGCCGCUGCUCAGGAUUGCGCAGAGAAUGCGACUGGAGCAGACCCAGCUAGAGGGAGUGGCCAAGAAAAUGCAGGUGGAUAAGGAGCACUGCAUGCUUUUGGCCUUGCCCUGUGGACGCGACCAUGCUGAUGUGCUGCAGCACUCGCGGAACCUACAAACUGGAUUCAUCACCUACCUGCAACAGAAAAUGGCCGCCGGUAUCGUAAACAUACCCAUACCGGGAAGCGAGCAGGCGGCCUAUGUGGUGCACAUCUUCCCGGCCUGCGACUUCGCCAACGAGAACCUGGAGCGAGCCGCCCCCGAUCUCAAGAAUCGUGUGGCCGAGUUGGCACAUCUCCUGAUCGUCAUCGCCACUGUGUAAAGGACACAGACUAAUACCGGACUUGAUCUAUAACCGGAUUUGGAAUAAAACCACAGGAAGAGACAAACUAAAACCACGGAAUAGAAACAGAAAAAGAUUGAAGAACCGAAAGAAUGGAAGCAAAAACAAGUUACGCUCUUCUAGUAUUUUAAGUAAUUUUAAAUAGCGAUUAAACAAGCAAAAGUUUAAAAAA
Drosophila bipectinata is the source of this 17866-nucleotide messenger RNA. The record is from RefSeq and is a predicted model, not a curated record. NCBI's taxonomy places the organism in Eukaryota, Metazoa, Arthropoda, Insecta, Diptera, Drosophilidae.